Gadus morhua (Atlantic cod) is the source of this 4193-nucleotide messenger RNA. Its product is annotated as sialoadhesin-like. The transcript has 8 exons. Lineage: Eukaryota; Metazoa; Chordata; Actinopteri; Gadiformes; Gadidae. The record is from RefSeq and is a predicted model, not a curated record. The coding region runs from base 2182 to 3867 and encodes 561 amino acids.
AGGGCCGAAAGUUCCAGCAUUUUGAAAGCUUUAUCAACACUGAUGAUGUAAAGUUUUGUCACGCUGGGCACCAUCUUGUGAGACAGAACCAAUAGGAGGAGAUGCCUGAUGACUUCGAGUUUGGCGGUGGUAAGGCCCUCGACGUUGAGUUGGAGCACUGACAGGCCUUGGUUUUCGAUGGUAGGGGUGUCCGCCCGUCCUGCGGAGGACGUUCUCUGCCUUGGUCUUGACCUUGGUCUGCCAACUCGAUGAUUCUUCGGCGACAUUCGUUUCAUGAGUUAGUCUUGCACCAUUUCUCGUAACUCGCAGGAGAGGCCCCGUGAAGGCUGUCGUCUUCUCUCGGGCACCACCAGGCAGGCUCAAGUCUCGCCAUGCCUACAACAAGGCGGCACAAGAGAUGCUACAGUCUAUCCCUGAUGACUUGUCCAGAGAUGCCUGGCUGGCAGCAUCCUGGAGACAGACUUGGGAGACGGCUGGGCCCUCCCGCAUCCAACGAUACAUUAGGGACCCAGGAGGCGGUGUGAAAGGAGAAGACCUGCCACGCCACCUGUGGACCUCGCUGAACCGUCUACGUACUGGGGUCGGCCGCUCCAAGUCAUCUCUGAAGAAGUGGGGCCUAUCGGACAGUGCGGCAUGCGAGUGUGGCGAACCUGAACAGACUGCCGAGCCCAUAAUCACCGGCUGCCCCCUAUACAGCCCACCCUCAGAAGCUGGCCUAUUUGACUUGGGACCAGAGACGAGGGCGUGGCUGCACGACACCGAGUUGGCCAUCUGAUGAUACACGAAAGAAGAAGAAUAGGAGGAGUACGUUUCUGCAAUAAAGGAGGCUGUAGUUUCAGGGUUAUUUAUUAUGUGGAACUAACCUUUAAAACUAGAAGGGCUGCCAUGUAAUAGACCUCCCUAUGUGUGGUGAUGGCUCGCUUAACCUGUGUGCAUGACUGCCCAAGAGGUGUGCAGCCUCACUCUGCCCUAGACUCCAGUCAGUCUGACUCAGGCCAGGUGAGAAUUCAUCAAACCGCCAUCAACCACACAUACUCUACUCCUAAAACUAAAGUCCUGGAAUGGAAGUAGUAUUUAUUCAUCUAUAAAAUAAAUAGGGAACUAGAAAUGCUCUCCAAAAAAUUAGGUCCUGAAACUAAAGAUAAAACCCUGCUCGUUCUAACAUAGCCCGCUCGCCAUCGUGUUAUAGCGUCAACUUCACAUUCCCUGCAUCCCUUUUUUUUCUUGUUGUUUGUGAUCCAAGGUCUGCUGUAUGCUUGGAUUUUCAAAGUAGUGCAACAGUUAGGGUCAAAUAAUGACUUAAAUAUAUAACAAAAUGAUUAAUAUGCCGUUUUGUGAUAGUAAGUCACAUUUCAAUUUACUGUUUAUAUAUAUUGUACACCAAAAAUUUGCAAAAGUGAAUGUUAAAAAGGCUGUUGAGUUUGCUCGGUUUGCAGUAUGUCAUCUGUCUGUCCGUCUAUCUGUAUUUAAAGCUUUCUAUCUGACCUGCAGAAGAAUAUUGACCAAUGUUUUGUUCAUAAACCUCCUAAUAACAUGACAGCUAUACUAUAACCAAUGACUUGAUUUAUUGAAAUUCAGUUUUAUUCUAAUAAAUUCGAUUGUUGUUUGGUUACUGGUUAUUUUGGAGGAAUAAGCGAUGUGGAUCCAGUGUGUUCGGACACAGGGAAGUGAUUGUGUCAGGGUUUUAUUUUUAGAGGAUGAUUCACAAGUCUGCACAGGUUGGACUUCCACACACAAGACUACAUUUCAUGUUGUAUAUAGUUGAAGCUACGUUUGGACAUGAGUGAUUGGUUGCAUUACAUUUAGUCUAACGAGCAGUCCUCUCUUUUGUCAACUGUGAGCAGAAUAGCAUGGCAUGAAAGAGCUCCUGGGGAGAAAAAGUUAAGCAACUAAAACCGAUCUGGAUGGAAUGCACUUAUACAAUAAUGUAUUGCGGUUUCAUUGACUGACGUGCAGUUCAUAAUCUGCUUCUGUUGCAGUACUGCAAACUAGUCUUGCUUCAGCCUCUUGCUCCUUGCCCUUUCUCCCUCUCUCCCUCCAUCCCUGUGUGUGUGUGUGUGUCUCUCUCUGUCUGUCUCUCACUCUUUCCCUGUCUACCACAGUCUCUCUCUCUCUCUGGUUCUCUCACUGUCUCCCUCAGUGUCUCGUUCUCUGUCUGAGCUGAUCUUCUGUCUGGACACCAUGAUCCUAGUGGAUUUUUUUAUGUUAGCGGGGGCUCUCUCCUGGACGGCGGCGGGGGGCUCCUCCCCUGUCCCGUCCGUCCCCGGUCGAGUCCAGGCGCUGGCCGGGUCCUGUGUGGUGGUCCCCUGCUCCUUCCCCCCCCUGGCUGCUCCCCUCAGGAGGGGCGGGGGCCGGGUGGAGGUCCGGCUGAAGUUCACAGGAGGACGCCGUUUCCUUUCGAGGAGCACCGCCUUCAACAGCGAGGACCCCCGUCACGUGGCCGGGGAGUACCUCAGACGGACCUCCCUCCACGGGCGGAUCUCAGAGGGGGACUGUUCGCUGAGACUGGAGCAGGUCCGCCUGCAGGACUCACGGGCCUUUGAGGUCGCCUUGAAGGGCCCGGAGGAGGGGUACUGGGGGACCCCGAGGGCCUUCACCCUGGAGGUCUCUGAACACCCUGAGUCCCCCGUCAUCAGCGGGCCGGUUUCCGUCACCGAGGGACAGCCCGUCUCCCUGAACUGUACGGUGGGCUCCUUCUGCCCGUCCAGACCGCCCGUGCUGCGCUGGCACUGGGAGAGAGGAGCCCCGCCCAACAGCAGCAGCAGUGAUGGAGGGGGACGUCAGCUCCUCCUCCAACACCAGCCCCACCGGCCCCUACUGCUCUCCUCGCUCUCCUUCACCGCCUCCUCCACGGCCAAGCCCAGAGUCCGGUGUGAAGCCACCUACCCUGGAGGAGCCGUGGUGGGCGCGCUCAGGGAGCUCCACAUCACCUUCGCUCCCAGGGAGGUGAGGGUGGAGGUGCGCUCCCUGGUGGUGCAUGAGGGGGGCAGCGUGCUGCUGGAGUGUGCGUGUAAGGCCGACCCCCCUGUCACCACCUACCGCUGGUCCUACGUACUGCACGGCCACACCGUGGCCCUCGACGCGCACACGCACGCCACACGCAUCUACAACGCAACCAGAGGCACGCUGGUCCGCUGCUCGGCUUACAACCUGAUUGGUCGAGGGGAUUCCCAGCCCACGCCGUUGGACAUCCAAUACAAACCACUCAUCCUGCGCCCGCUCUCGUACUGUUUGCUCGCGGAGUUUGAGGUCACAUGUGUUUGUAUCGUGAACUCGAACCCGCGGGCUGCGGUGAGGUGGAGUGUGAACGGGAGUGUGCCCUCUGGUGGGUACAACGUGUCGGUGGAGGGGGACUCGAGUGAAGUGAGGUCAUGGCUGCACUGGCGGAUGGACGGACGACAAAGGGUCACAUGUCUGGCGGAGAACCAGCUGGGAGAUGACUCGCUGACCCUCAUGCAGCCCGGAGAAGUGAGCUCCCCCUGGUGGCUUGUGGCGGUAGCAGCGGUCUGUGUCCCUGCGUGCACCUCAUCUCUGCUGCUGCUGUACUGCUGCCGUCGACGCAAGAGAGUACGGCGUGUGUUGAACAGACACCGUGGUGCAUAUCUCAGGGACAUGGCAGUUAAGACUCCGCUCUAUAUUAACUGCACGGAGGUGACACAUGUCUAUUGCAACGGCAGCUAUCAACUGGUUUACCAGAACGCCACGCCCCUCUUUGUACGCACCAAUCAGGCUCGGCCGAUAGGAAGAAGAGGAGGAGAGAGGCGCAUGCGAGCAAGAAGAGAGAGAGGAAGAAGAGAUGGAGCGACACGAAGGGAGACGAGCAGCAGAGAGGAAACGGAGACGGCCAUCUACGUUGAGAUCCUCUGACACUUCGCACAUCCAUAUGUUUAUAAUUUGAUUAAAGGACAACAUGUAACAUAAAGAGAAAUUAAAACAAUUCCGUUUUUAUUUUUUUAUUCAAAGACGACGCCACCUCUUGAUAUGAGUAAUCAUCAGGCCUUCAUGGUAGCAUCCUCCCCUUUGUGGUAUCAGAAAAACUCACUUUAUCUUAACAUUUCAACUGAUGAUGAUUUCUUAUUUCCCUUGACCAUUUGUUGUGGGGGUCGUCUGUCCCUCACAUGAACUUUUAUCCAUGUGGUCGUUGUGAGGUGUUGUGCAUUUCUGUAUACAUAAAAGAAAAACACUUAAAAGUC